CGCAAAGCCAGUCGACAAGCGCACGCGCAUCGCGCAAAACGUAUAACGUGUUACAAAGUUUCCGACGCGCUGACAUAACUAUUACUGGUGCGUCUCGUUUCAAACGGAUCUACUCAAUAGUCAUAGUCGUAAGGUCCAUUUCCGAUUGCAACGGGCGUGUCAUAGAAAGGCAGCAGGAUGGGGGCGAUGUUCAGGAGCGAGGAGAUGGAGCUGUGCCAGCUCUUCAUCCAGCCAGAGGCCGCAUACACCUCGGUCUCCGAGCUUGGUGAAGCCGGCACCGUGCAAUUUAGAGAUUUAAAUCCUGACGUGAACGCUUUCCAGCGUAAAUUCGUGAACGAAGUUCGACGAUGCGACGAGAUGGAACGCAAACUCCGCUACAUAGAGGCGGAGGUGCACAAGGACGGUGUACACGUGCCCGAAGUAAAGGAGCCGCCCCGAGCCCCCAACCCAAGGGAGAUUAUCGACCUUGAGGCACAUUUAGAAAAAACCGAGAACGAAAUCCUCGAGCUGUCACACAAUGCUGUGAACCUGAAACAGAACUACUUGGAACUCACGGAGCUGCGACAUGUGCUGGAGAAAACAGAGGCCUUUUUCUUGGCACAGGAAGAGAUUGGCAUGGACUCUUUGACCAAAUCGUUGAUCUCUGACGAGGCGGGACAACAGCAAGCCACCCGUGGCCGUUUAGGUUUCGUGGCCGGAGUGGUUCAACGUGAAAGAGUUCCUGCAUUCGAGCGGAUGCUGUGGCGCAUAUCUCGCGGCAACGUAUUCCUGCGACGCACUGACUUGGACAAACCAUUGGAAGACCCUGCUACUGGUAACGAGAUAUACAAAACGGUGUUCGUAGCGUUCUUCCAAGGCGAGCAAUUGAAGUCGCGCAUCAAGAAAGUAUGCGCCGGAUUCCACGCGUCACUGUAUCCCUGUCCACCUUCCAAUGCCGAAAGACAGGAUAUGGUCAAAGGAGUUCGGACUAGACUAGAAGACCUCAAUAUGGUGCUGAAUCAAACCCGGGACCACCGUCAGCGAGUAUUAGUGAGCGUGGCCAAGGAAUUAGCCAGUUGGUCCAUAAUGGUCCGCAAGAUGAAGGCAAUCUACCACACGCUGAAUUUAUUCAAUAUGGACGUCACAAAGAAGUGCUUGAUCGGCGAAUGCUGGGUCCCUACCGCUGAUCUACCAAACGUGCAGAAAGCUUUGGCUGAUGGAUCUAACGCAUGCGGCAGUUCGAUCCCGUCGUUCCUGAAUUGUAUCGAGACGGACGAGGAGCCGCCGACGUUCAACCGCACUAACCGGUUCACACGUGGAUUCCAGAACCUAAUCGACUCAUACGGAGUCGCCACGUAUCGCGAGUGCAACCCUGCUCUAUAUACGAUCAUAACGUUCCCGUUCUUGUUCGCUGUGAUGUUCGGUGACUUCGGUCACGGUAUGAUAAUGGCGCUCUUCGGCGGUUGGAUGGUGGCCAAAGAAGUUAAACUCGCCGAAAAAAAGUCUAGCAACGAAAUCUGGAACAUUUUCUUCGCCGGCCGCUACAUCAUCCUCCUCAUGGGCUGCUUUUCUAUGUACACUGGACUGAUUUACAACGAUAUAUUCUCCAAGUCUAUGAACAUCUUUGGGUCGGCGUGGUACGUGCCAUACGAUAAUGAGACGUUGAAUAACAACGCUGCGCUCACUUUGGACCCUAAGGACUCGUACGUAGACGUCCCGUAUUUCAUGGGCAUUGAUCCUAUUUGGCAGACGGCUGAUAACAAGAUUAUUUUCCUGAACUCUUACAAAAUGAAGCUGUCCAUUAUUUUCGGUGUUAUCCACAUGAUCUUCGGUGUCUGCAUGAGCGUCGUCAACUACAACUUCUUCAAGCGUCGCUACUCCAUCUUUCUGGAAUUCAUCCCACAGAUUGUGUUCCUCUGCCUGCUCUUCUUGUACAUGGUAUUCAUGAUGUUCUACAAAUGGGUCGCUUAUAGUACUUUCUCUAAAGAUGAAGCCUACACCCAAGGCUGCGCACCUUCUGUGCUCAUCCUCUUCAUCAACAUGAUGCUGUUCUCCAGCACCGAACCCCCACAAGACUGCAAGGAAUUCAUGUUUGAAGGGCAAGGAACUAUACAGCGAGUGUUCGUACUGAUCGCAUUGUGCUGCAUCCCAGUUAUGUUGCUAGGGAAACCGUUGUACCUAUUGAGCGCUUCCAAGAAGAAGAAUCAACACAAGCCUGAAAACUCAAACGGCAACGUGAACCAAGGCAUAGAAAUGCAAGAACAGACGGAUAUCACCGAAGUAGAGCAGAAACCUCAGUCUAAAGCCGCAGAAAGUCACUCGCACGAAGACGAGCCGUUCAGCGAGAUCAUGAUCCAUCAAGCGAUCCACACUAUCGAAUACGUGCUCAGCACUAUAUCUCACACGGCGUCUUACCUAAGAUUGUGGGCGUUGUCACUCGCUCACGCCGAGUUAUCCGAAGUACUAUGGAACAUGGUGCUUAAGUUCGGCCUAGCGAAUCACGACUACGUAGGCGCCGUAAAGUUGUACGUGGCGUUCUUGUUCUGGGCGCUAUUUACGCUGGCCAUCCUCGUCAUGAUGGAAGGUUUAUCCGCUUUCCUGCAUACCCUGCGUUUGCAUUGGGUGGAGUUCAUGAGCAAGUUCUACACCGGUCUGGGCUACAUAUUCCAGCCGUUCUGCUUCAAGACGAUCCUCGAACAAGAGGAUAGAGAAGAUUAGAUUAUAUGAUUAAAACAAACAGUGAAACGUAGUCUAGUGAAACAGUAUUGAUUAAUUGUUGCUUGCGCAAGUCGCAACGGUCACAAAUGUGUUGAAAUA
This is a messenger RNA of Chilo suppressalis (striped riceborer), 2796 nucleotides long. NCBI's taxonomy places the organism in Eukaryota, Metazoa, Arthropoda, Insecta, Lepidoptera, Crambidae. The record is from the annotation of a GenBank genome assembly.